UUUCAGUCCAGUUAAAAAAUGUAGUGGAGUAGUAGAAAGUACAGAUACCUACUCUCAAAAGAAAAAGUCAAAAGUAUCCCCUUUAAAAUGUACAUAAGUAAAGUACAGAUACCUAAAAAGUGCACUUCAGAUCUUUUACUUUUGUACUUCCCACCACUGCUCUGUUGUAAGUCAUGAUCAUUACACUUCCCAUGACUUGUAUGACUCAUUGUUUGGAAUGAGCCACUCCCUCCUCCCCUGACUUUCACUUCUGGAGAAAUGGAGCUUCAACAGAUCCAGCUGUACAAACUGCGCUGUUCUUUGUGUUUGGACACUUUAAAAGACCCUGCCACUAUUCCCUGUGGCCAUAGCUUUUGUCUCGGCUGUAUCGACAAGAACUGGAAUGAAAAUGAGGAAGGAGAAGGCUACACCUGUCCAAGUUGUGCAAAGGCAUUCAAACCAAGACCUGCUCUAGUUGUCAGCGGUACAUUUGCUGCUUUGGUUGAAGAACUGGCAAGACUCCAGACAGCUCCAACUGACGAUUUUGAAUGUUUUGCUACAGAUGAAGAUAUAGCUUGUGACGUUUGUAAAGGAAAUAGAUUGAAAUCAGUCAAGUCUUGCCUGGCGUGCCGUGCUUCUUACUGCGAGCACCACCUACAGCCUCAUUAUGAAUCUCCUGCAUUUUUGAAACACCAACUUGUCCCACCUUCUAAAAGUGUAGCGCAAAGUAUCUGCCAACAUCACAAUGAGGAUCUGAAGAUGUUCUGCCUCACUGAUCAGCAAGUUAUCUGCUUUCUUUGCUCCAUCGAGGAACACAAGACCCACGAAACUGUCUCAGCUGCCACAGAACGGACCAAGAAAUUGGACCAGCUUGGGUUGCUUCAAGAAAAAGUUCGUCAAAAAGUUGAGAGCAAAGAGAAGGACAUAGAGAUGCUUAACAAUGAGAUCGCUGCCAUUGUUGACUCGGCAAACACUGUCAUGUCAGAUAGCGAGAAUGUCUUUGGAGAAGUGGUGCAGUUUAUUGAGAAAAUGAGUUUGCAGUUGAAAGAACACAUCAGACGUCAGCAAGAAUUCGAGGUUGAGCGGGUCAAAAAAAUCCAAGAAAAACUGGAAGAGAAAAUAAUCGAAUUGCGUCAGAAAGAUGCCGAGCUUGACGAGAUUGGAAACGUAUACAAUUACAGCCAAUUCUUCAAUGCAUUUCAAACAAUUCCACCUUUUGAUGACGUUAUAACUAAAACAGCAAAUACCAGUUCGCUAAAAUACUUCACAACUAUCACAGUAGCGUUGUCCGAAAUGAGAGAUAAACUUCAAGACAUGCUAACGGAAGAAUGCGAUAAAAUCUUGCGAAAAGUGCCUGAUGUUGAUGUUUUGCUACCAGCAGUGGAGCCCAACACCAGAGAAGAGUUCAUGCAAUAUUCGCUCCAGAUGACGCUAGACCCAAGUUCGGUCAAUGGCGGGCUUUUGCUAACUGACGGAAACAGAAAAGCGUCAGUUGUGCGGGAGAAGCAAUGCUACGCGAAUCAUCCGGACAGGUUUUUAGACUUUUCACAGGUCUUGAGCAGGCACAGCGUAACCGGGCGAAGUUACUGGGAGGUUAAUAUCGGGAAAGGUGGUGCGACCGUUGCCGUUUCGUACAAAAGUGUUCAGAGGACAGGAGACGAGAGCGCCUUCGGAAGCAACAAUAAAUCAUGGGCCCUCAACUGUUUCGAUAAAAGUUUCUAUUUCAGACAUAACAAGGCACGUAUGUUCAUAUCAGGGCCGCCAUGUGAUAAAAUUGGGGUGUAUGUGAACCACAGAGAAGGGAUUUUGUCAUUUUAUGCUGUGGGUAAAAACAUGACUCUGCUUCACAGAGUCGAGACAGAGUUUGCAGAGCCGCUGCACGCAGGUUUGGGGCUCUACUGGGUUGGAGAUUCAGCACAAAUGUGUUAAUAGGGGUGGAGAGUAUUUUUUAAAUUAAUAAUAAAAUCUAAAUUGCUGUUUUGAUGAUAUACAAAAUUUGAACUUUGAGUUUAGCAUCUAUAAUUGAAAAUAUUUAAAAAUAAGAGCAGAUUGGAAAUGCAUAGUAAACAAGCGCAAUCAGAGAUAGCAACCUGGUCCCCCAUGAGGCAUUGGUGGGGUCAGUUCAUCACCACAGAAGCAGUUUAUGAGGAGCCCAGCCCAUAUUACAUGAUCGUUAUAUCCACAAUGCAAUGUGUGUAUCUGUACAGGCCCAUGAACAUUUGGGUGAUAUUGUUACACAUGAGAAUGUCUGUGUUUACUUAACGAAAAUGUAAUUUUGUCAUGAGUUGUGUUUCUGUUAGUUGUGUGACUGUAGAUCAGUGUGUUGUGUAUCACCAGAAAAAGAAGAAAUGGAAAUUAUUUUUGUUCCGAUUAGAAUUUUAACAGCAACACCGAAAGAGAAAGGAACUGUUAUAAUUAGUGAUUAUCUGGAAAACUAUUAAUAUUUUACUAUACAAAUGCAUAGAAUUAUACAUAGAUAAUAUUUUUUCUGAGAGUUUGAGACCACUCCCGUUGCUCUAGCUCCAUCCUUGGCGGAGUUAUGACCAAAAACGCAUAUUUGACCUUGGUUACACUGACCUUCAAGUGACCUUAACCAGUUUAAACCAGUAACAUUCAGUAUAGCACUGAUAUUUGUGUGCCAACUUGUGUGAUGAUUGGGUGAAUAUUUUAGACCGCAGAUGGUUCAGAAAUUGCUAAAAUUGCCUAUCCUUUAUAAUGGUGUAACCUUUCAAUUGACCCGUGUGGCCUCAAAUUACCUCAGAUCGUCACCAAACUUUUUUUUUUGCAGCAUCAGGCACGGGGGCUUGACCCAUGUACCAAAUUUGGUGACAAUUGGUCUAUAAAUGACGGAAUUAUCAUGGGUGGACAGACACAGACACAGAGACACACAAGGUGAAAACAAAACCUGGUCAACCCUUCGGGGACCAGGUAAAAAGCAGUUUAAACCCAGAAUAGCAAUAUAGAUAAAAAUCCUCCACCUGAUAUGUUGCCCACUGGUUAUAGGAUGGGUUAAAUGCUGAGAAUUCAUUAGUAUGUAUAUCUACAUCUUAUCUUUUAAAGUAACAUUUCUACACUUUUCUGUUUAAUUAUACAGUGCAUUCACUAUUUGUGCCUCAACCAUGACAUUUGUAGACAUGUUUAUCACAUUUCUGACGGAUAAAAUCAUCUGAAUAUUGACAAUAUAGACAAUAUACGGGCCGCAAAACAGCAGCUUUUUUUCUUUCGCUGUAGUAUUUCUUGUUCAUAAAAUAAAGCGUACAGAUAACAGAGAUGAAAGUGUUUUGACAGUUGAGAUCGAAGAGGAUAUCUCCAAAUGGCAAAACACUCAGAAUUCGAGCGAGAAUGGCUGCUUUUACUGUAACUGUGUGAUAAGCAAUGCACUAUAUUUAGAUCUGUAAAAUCACAUGUUUUGUUUUUCUUGAUUAUUUUUUAAACGUUGAAUUUUUCACUUUAAAUUCAGCUGUGUUUGGUUGGCUCAUGUCUUUUGACCUUCAUUAUUUUCAAAUUACAUAAUAAUUUGGUGACUUUAACCACCAAAGCACUUGCAAACCCAGUGCCGGUUGAUUGCCGCAGUAAAGGUCAAAACCAUUUGUGCACUCACAGUUGUUUUUUACUUUUUGUUUUGUCUUAUUUGGGACAAUACAAAUACAAUUUGGACACACAAUCUCAUUCAGUGUUUUUUAUUUUAACUACUUUCUACAUUUUUUAUACAUACGGAUGACAUCAA
Messenger RNA from Boleophthalmus pectinirostris (great blue-spotted mudskipper), 3706 nucleotides. Its product is annotated as tripartite motif-containing protein 16-like. The record is from RefSeq and is a predicted model, not a curated record. NCBI's taxonomy places the organism in Eukaryota, Metazoa, Chordata, Actinopteri, Gobiiformes, Gobiidae. The coding region runs from base 259 to 1908 and encodes 549 amino acids. The transcript has a single exon. Gene Ontology annotation, molecular function: zinc ion binding; protein binding.